This is a messenger RNA of Stylophora pistillata, 1464 nucleotides long. Its product is annotated as QRFP-like peptide receptor. Lineage: Eukaryota; Metazoa; Cnidaria; Anthozoa; Scleractinia; Pocilloporidae. The record is from RefSeq and is a predicted model, not a curated record. Gene Ontology annotation, biological process: G protein-coupled receptor signaling pathway. Gene Ontology annotation, molecular function: G protein-coupled receptor activity. Gene Ontology annotation, cellular component: plasma membrane.
CAAAUUUGACCGCAACGAUGUAUGGAACACAAUCCAUGUCGAGGUGCUUCGACCCCACAGCGGAAAGAAUUAGUUACACCUUUGCUUACUGUCUGCUAUCUGUUGUGUCACUUGCUGGAAAUAGCUUUAUUGGAAUCAUUGUGUAUAGGGCCAACACUGUGAGAACACCAAUCAACAUUUUGAUUGUAAACAUGGCUAUUUCCGAUCUGUUGUAUCCGAUUUUAUUCUUUACUAAGAGGUUGACCGAGAUAAACAAGGCCGACCACUGGUUGAUCAAUGGUCGUCUUGGGCAAGCAUUGUGUAAGUUGAGUAUCUUCGCAACAGAUGUCUCAACCCUGGUGUCCAUUCAGAGCCUGGUUCUGAUAGCGGUGGAUCGAUUUGUAGCUGUGGUAUUUCCCCUCCGCUCCCCACUGAUCAGCUCAAAGCAGUACCGGUUCUUCAUUCUCGUCAUUUGGAUCGUCGCCAUGGCAGUCUAUUGCCCCUACUUGCUCGCCUUGAAAGCUAUCGAGUAUUUAGAGGGGCUGAAGUGCGUCCUUGAUUGGAAUGACGCAUUUGGAGAGUCCUUUUCGCCGAGAGGCUACUUUCUAGGAUUGGCCAUCGUUUUCAUCUAUGUCCCUUUGGUUCUCAUCGCCAUACUUUACUUUGCCAUCGCCUUAAGAAUUAAAUCCCAGAAGAUUCCAGGCGAGCCAUCAGCAAAUGCAAGGAAACAGCGUUUGAAGAGAGAGAGAAAUGUUCUGAAGAUGUCCGUUGCCGUCGUGUUAGUUUUUGUUGUAUGCUGGUUGCCAUUCUCCAUCAGGGGCGUCAUCCACUACUUUUCAUCAGAUAGCGCCCUGAUAUCGUCUUGCGGUUUCCAAUACUAUCGUACUAUUACCGAUUUUCUUGCUCACUCAUACUGUGCUGUAAACCCUUGUAUCUGUUUUAUUUUCAAUGGUAAUUAUCGUAAAGAGCUUAAGAGUUUCCUUACUUGUUUUUCUACGAAUGAGGCCGCUUAGUUAUCGUUCUCGCCCCAGCCCUCCGCAUGGUGUUCGAGUGGCUUAUUCAGAUAUCCUCAGCAGCUUUUAGGGGAGCCUUGCUUUAUUGCAUCAGAAAUUUUUAACCUAGCUUCGAUAACAGUAAAUGGAAGCGAAGUUUGAAAGUUCUUCCUUUUUAAGGUUUAUCUGUUAUCAGCUGGACAUGCAAAAUAACUUAAGAUAUUCUUGAGAUAAACUGGAAUAUCUUUAAAACACAUAAAACUGAAGUCAGUUGUUUCGCGAAAUUCGGGAAUAAUAUGAAUUGGAAAUAUUUACCUAUACAUCCUGUCUGUAGUUUAUCUUAUACCAAGAGAAAUUUUUUUCGAACGGUUCUGACCCUUCUAACCGUUCUAACGGUCCUAUUGUGAAUAUCACACGGUUUUUAAAGUUUUAGACUUUACUUUUAAAUAGAGAAUUUUCUGACUAAUAUGAAAAAUAAAUAGCGUCAAGAAAG